AACGCUUAUACAGCGGAAUGCUCGGUCUAUACUUACUAUGUCUAUGGACGUAGUGCUGCCAUGUUUUUUCUACGGGGCUUGCUAGGGGGUCAAUCGAAUUGUUAGUGUUCGUGUUCGGAGAUGGUUAUACAAGAUGGUUUUUGAUAACCAAAUGGUGUGCGUGAUAAACGAUUGAGGAAAAGAUUAAGACCAGGGCGCGUCAUUUCGGUGAAUAUACUCGUGUCGAUGUGACAAUCGCUUGGAAACGGCGAGAGAGAAUCCUUUGGCUCGGAACAGCUUCCUGCGCGAUAGGGUCCGAAAUAUUGGUGAAGAGUGAUUACAAAUAAAAUUUUCAUAUUGUCAGAAUAAUGAGAUAUUUGCGAUAUUGCUGUAAAAAACGCAAAGUUUAGGUUUUUUUACUUUUAUUCCACUUUUAUUCUACUACAUUUUCUUGUUCUAACUACUCUUUUAUUUUUCUUUUAAUUUUAUUUGUAUGUUUUCCAAUGUAUUUAUUUUUAAUUAUCCCUUUAUUUCAUUUUUUUUGUCUCUUUUUUUCUAUAAUCUUUAAUUUAUAACAACAAAAAUCAUGUAACAACUAUAUAUGGUGUAAAAAUUAAAAAUGUCUACAUUUAUUUCGAAAGUUGGAAAAUGUGAUAAACUUGUUGUGAUUGGAAUUUAUUUGCAUUGGAAUUUUAUCGAGAUGUAACAAUGUGGUAUAACGAAUUUAAGACUAAUAGUGACAAUGGAAAUAUCAAGUGUAGAUUGUGGUAAGAAACAGCCUUGUCGACGAAGCGACAUGUCAGAUUCGUCGAGAUAUCUUUAUAGCCAUCUUCCUCCUGACAUUAUGCCAAAAGGACUAUCCAACAAUGAAAUAUGCUAUUUAGGCAUAGGAGGAAGAUUACGUCAACUUGAAGGCUUGUUUAUUGGUGGUUCUGCCCAAGGUGGGCGAGUGGGUCAUACCAUUUCGAUUGAAACACUUAUAGACGUUUUACUUGUGCUCUACGACGAAUGUUGCAAUUCUUCGUUACGUCGUGAAAAAACUGUUUCUGAUUUUAUUGAGUUUGUGAAACCGAUAACUUCUUGCAUCAAGAACUUGCAGUUGACACGGGAGGACUUUGAAAUUGUCAAGGUGAUUGGCAGAGGUGCUUUUGGGGAAGUAUGCGUUGUAAGAAUGCGUGGCUCGGACAAGGUGUUUGCUAUGAAGAUUUUGAACAAGUGGGAGAUGCUGAAACGUGCCGAAACCGCGUGUUUUAGAGAAGAAAGAGAUGUUCUGGUGUAUGGUGAUCGCAGAUGGAUCACGAAUCUGCAUUAUGCCUUUCAAGAUGACAAUAACUUGUAUCUGGUCAUGGAUUACUAUUGCGGAGGAGAUUUAUUAACGUUACUGAGCAAAUUUGAGGAUCGUUUACCCGAGGACAUGGCUCGAUUUUACAUAGCAGAAAUGGUGCUAGCUAUAGGUUCUAUACAUGACUUGCGCUAUGUACAUCGAGACAUUAAACCCGAUAAUGUUUUACUGGACGCGAAUGGUCAUAUCAGAUUGGCUGAUUUUGGCUCUUGUUUACGAUUGUUCGAGGAUGGUACAGUGCAAAGUAACGUCGCUGUUGGUACUCCAGACUACAUUUCACCAGAAAUAUUAAGGGCGAUGGAGGAUGGUCAGGGACAAUAUGGUCCUGAAUGCGAUUGGUGGUCUCUUGGAGUAUGCAUGUACGAGAUGCUCUAUGGUGAAACACCUUUUUACGCGGAAUCUCUAGUCGAGACUUAUGGCAAAAUUAUGAAUCACAAGAAUUGUUUUGACUUUCCUACGGACGCUGUGUACGAUGUUUCUGAAGAAGCCAAAGAUCUGAUGCGCAAGUUGAUUUGCAGCUCUGAAUUUAGACUAGGUCAAAAUGGAAUUGAUGACUUUAAGAAGCAUCCUUGGUUCGACGGAGUCGAUUGGGAUACGCUCAGAGAUAGCACUGCGCCGUACAUUCCUGAAGUCUCGUCACCUAGUGACACGUCCAACUUUGAUGUCGAUGAUACAGAUGUUCGCACUUCCGAUGCCGUUCCACCAGCCGCGAAUUCAGCCUUUUCCGCGCUACAUUUACCAUUCGUUGGUUUUAGUUUUACGCAAGGAAGUUGUAUAUCAGAUCUGGGUUGUAUAUCUGCCUUAUCUCAGACGGACAAACGUAUACAGUUACUUGAGGAAGAAAAUGCAAGGUUGAUACAAACUAUUGACGAUAUGAAAAAUCAAUCGAGUAUAAUUCAUUCUUCUCCUGGUAUCUCUCCAGAUUCUAAUAAUGCGACCAGAAAACUUCAGGAUGAAAUUAAUACGCUUACGAAACGCAAUUGUGAGUUGGAGUCGCAGUUAAAGUCUAUGGAGGUUCCACGUGAAUUACGAACUUUAGAUAACGGUGACGUGACAAAAUUCCGAGAACUUGAAAAGCUAGUUCGAUGUCUACGCUCGGAAAAGGAAGAAGUCAUCAAAGAUAAGUUGGACGCGCAGGAGAAACUGAAGCUUCAAGACAAAGAAUUGAAAGACGCGCUCACGCAACGUAAACUUGCGAUGGCGGAAUAUACGGAAGUAUCGGAUAAAUUAUCGGAACUGCGGCAACAGAAACAAAAGUUAUCGAGACAGGUUCGAGACAAAGAAGAAGAGUUAGAAGUUGCGAUGCAAAAGGUCGAUACUUUACGCCAUGAUAUUCGGAAAGCUGAAAAACUGCGAAGAGAAUUGGAAAAUAGAAUUGAUGAAGCAAUGGCGGAGACUAGCAAAGAACGGAAAUUGAGAGAACGCAGCGAGGAAUAUUGCAAGCAGAUGCAAGAGGAAAUGGAGAAGAUCAGGCAACGUUCUCUUGGAAACGACGCCAGUGCGAAUCAUGCUUUAGCCACUCAAGAGAUUAAUAGAUUAAAGGCAGAAGUUGAAAAGCUCGAGGUUCAAUAUAAUGAAAACUUGACUCAGCAACAAGGCAGGUUUAAUCUCGAGAUUCGAAGUCUGCAGGAACAAUUGCACGAAGCUGAAACUAGACGAGAACUGUUGGAGAGAGAGGUGCAACUCACCAAGGAGAAAUUGGAUGCUGCGAGACUGGAAAAUAUCACCGAUAGCGAAGAAACUAUAAAUGAGUUAAGUAGACGUCACGAGAGAGAAAAGAUUAUGCUGGUUGAAGAAAAUAAGAAACUUGUGUUGGAACUCGGUGCCCUCACUGACAGUGUUAAUAGAUUGCAAAGUGAGAGAAGACAGUUGGAGGACGAAUACGAGGAAUUGAGAAACAAGAAAGAAGCAAUCGCACAGUGGGAAGCUCAGAUUACUGAAAUUAUUCAGUGGGUAUCGGACGAAAAAGAUGCUCGUGGAUAUUUGCAGGCUUUGGCUACAAAAAUGACGGAAGAGUUGGAAUUCUUGAAACACUCUGGUGGAGUUGGUAGUGUUGGAAGUGGAACCACUAUGGCAGAUAAAAAUUGGCGAAAUCGUCGCUCACAGAAGCUCGAUAAGAUGGAACUUUUAAAUUUGCAGAGCUCCUUGCAAAGUGAAAUACAAGCGAAGCAAGCGAUUUCAGAGGAACUUACCAAAACUCGUUCUGAUUUGAUAGCCGCACAAAAGGAAUUGAGGGACUUGAAGCAGCGAUUAGAUACCAUGUCGCACGAAUUGAAGCGUAAAGAUAUGCAAGUAAAAGAGUUGCAAGCACGUCUCGAUACUGGGGAUGGCUUUUUAGAACGUCCUACAUCACAGAUGUCGUAUCUUGAGCAUUUUCUUAAAGAAACUACAAGUAGUACUCGUCAUGGCAGUGUCGACAGUGUGGAAGGUGACAUUGAGGACAAUCGUGCACCUAGUAUUACGAGCAGCAAAAGUAAUCUGUCUGAACUUAGUAUCGAUCCAACUUCGCCGUUAUCUCAUGAACUUCUAAAUAAGUCUUCAUCCACCCAUGGUCAGACCAAUUUGCAACCAAAACCCAAGUCACACCAAUUUCUCGUACGAACGUUUUCAGCGCCUACAAAGUGUAAUCACUGCACGUCUUUAAUGGUUGGUUUAACGAGGCAAGGAGUUGUAUGCGAAGUGUGCGGCUUUGCAUGCCAUAUGCCUUGUUGUGACAAAGUACCUCCGAUGUGCCCUGUACCCCAUGAUCAAACUAAACGACCAUUGGGGAUCGAUCCUACACGUGGGAUUGGUACUGCGUACGAAGGAUACGUUAAAGUGCCAAAAAUGGGUGGCGUCAAGAAGGGUUGGGUGCGUCAAUUCGUCGUAGUUUGUGACUUCAAAUUAUUUCUUUAUGACAUUUCACCAGAUCGAAAUGCUUUGCCAUCUGUAUAUGUUUCACAAGUUCUGGAUAUGCGAGAUGAAGAAUUCAGCGUCAGCUCCGUUCGUGAUUCUGACGUGAUACAUGCUACAAAAAAGGACAUUCCGUGUAUAUUCAGGAUAACUACGUCAUUGUUGGAGCCUCCUGGAUUGAGAAAUCAUACGUUAAUGUUGGCAGAUACGGAGAGCGAAAAAACAAAAUGGGUAGUAGCUUUAAGCGAACUUCAUAGGAUUUUAAAGAGAAACAAUCUUCCAAACACAACGAUUUUUCGAGCGAAAGAACUGUUGGACAAUACCUUGGCAUUCAUUAAAAAUGUAAUGUCAGGGGCGAUUAUUGAUCCGGAUCGUCUAGUCAUUGGUACAGAGGAAGGUCUCUUCUGUUUAGAUUUAGAUCGUAGCGAAAUUGCAAGAGUCGGAGAAGGAAAAAAGAUAUAUCUUCUUGAAUAUGUUACCGAAGAGCAAUUGAUUGUGGUAUUGAGUGGAAAACAACGUCAUGUACGGCUGGUUCCAGUACGUGCCUUGGACGGAGACGAAGUCGAAUGGAUUAAAGUAGCGGAGACUAAAGGAUGUAUUACAUUAACGACUGGAAUAGUGCGUCGUAAUCCGCUUAAUUAUUGCUUGUGCGUUGCAAUAAAGAAACAAAACGCAUCGCAAAUCAUCAUCUAUGAAAUAACACGUACGAAAACGAGACAUAAGCGUAUACGUGAGUUAAUGUUACCAUGUCACGCACAAACCUUACAAGUUUUCUCUGAAGGUCGCUUGUGCGUUGGUUAUCCAUCUGGAUUUUCCAUUUACAGCAUUUUAGGAGAUCAUCAUCCUAUUUCUUUGGUCCACGCUGAGAAUACGCUCUUGGGUUUCCUUACUUAUAGUGCUGUGGAUGCGUUACGUUGCAUCGAGUUGGCACGGGGUGAAUUCUUAUUAGUCUUCCACACAUUAGCGGUAUACGUUGAUAGUCAGGGAAGAAAAAGUCGGGAUCGGGAGAUAAUGUAUCCUGCAGUGCCUACAGCAGUUAGUUUUUGCGAAGGAUAUCUAUUGGUAUAUAGUGAAACUCAUAUCGACGUGUUUGACUGUACAUCUGGAGACUGGUUACAAACGCUUAAUGUAAAACGAGCUCGACCAUUAAAUAUUUCGGGUUCUCUUACGACUUGUGUAAUAAAUGACAUGCCAUAUGUUAUUUAUCUUAGCAAUUUGCAUCAGCGAGAACUAUUAAAUUUGGUACCAUUGGAUGCGAGCGGUAGACAAAUGACGAGACCACGGCGAAGAUUUUCACUACGAGAAGGUAAUAGGGCUAUUCGUCCUACAGACAGGCGUUCGAAAAUGAUUUCUGCGCCGACAAAUUUCAAUCAUAUUAGUCAUAUGGGUCCAGGAAAUGGGAUACAGAUACAGCGUUUAUUAGAUUUGCCCACGACAUUGGAAACUGCUGAUCAACAACAUACGAGUCAUCAUGGCAGUUCUCAUCUUCAUAGUAGUCAGCAAAGACUAUAUGAUGCUACACUUCAAACACCGAACAAACCGGCACCGCUGCCUCCUAGGCAUCCCCCUUCUGACGCGCGUCGUCUGAGUUCGCAUAUAUCGAGAAACUCUGGUUAUUCACCGCACAACGGUUCUACAACAACACGAAGAGGUCCUGCGCCGCCCCGACCAACUGCCACGCCUCCUUCCUUACCGCGCACUCCAGUGGACCAAAUUGAUUCUGAAUCGGUACAUUUGCGUUCACAUACUCCGCUCUCUCUUGGUAGUAUUGCAUCUUUACAUAACAAGGAACAUCCGUCUGGUGGCAGCCCUAGACACUCGAUAGCUUCGAACAAUAGCUCAAAUCCAUCAACACCACCGAGUCCCGCACACGAUCACGGAUCGUCUUCGUAUGAUUCGUAAAUUUAUUUAAUAUUUACGAAGAUUUAGAUAAACGGUAUGUAUUUAGUACAUAUUUAAGGAAAAUGAUCAAUUUGAUAUAUACAUAUGCAUAUGUAUACCUGUGCGCGUCCUUAUAGUAUAUGUAUGUAUAUAUGUUGAGCUCUUAUAUAUUUUUACGAUAUAUUUCUUUAUUCUCCAUCUAUCUUUCUAUCGUUAAGAACGCAUUUUGAUAAUCACCUCGUUGACUAUGUUAACUACGUCGAAUCUGUAUUUGUUAAUCUUGGAAUCUCUAUUAUUUGAUAAAUCGAAAUUUAAUUUUAGAUUCGAGCCUAACAUAUAUAGUCAUAUAUUUGUAAUGUACUUUAUAGUAUACAGUACUCGUUUGAUCUUUAAAAUGGAAAGUUACUUCGCGGUAUUGCCUUACCGUCGUGCAAUAUAAUUAUACAUACUUGAUAUCACAUACAAGAGUGAAACGAUUGUCAUAAUAGUGUGCGCUUUAACAACUUUUCAAUACGUAUUGGCGCGCUAUAUACGUGAUUUUAUAUAACUAUAUGUAUGUAUGUGUGUGUAGAUAUUCAUUUCUACACAUACAUACACACUUGAAAUAGAUAAACUUUCUUUGCAGCAAUUUUCUUUGCGAAAAAUGCACUAGUACAUUUUAUAAUUUUCUGAUUUUUAAGAGUUUAUAUGUAAUAAUUUAUGAUGCACUUAAUGAAAAAAUCCAUUAUUGAUAUAAUGGUAAAUUAUUGUAAAUAGUUUAUACUUAAUGAGAGAAACGAUAUAUCGUUAAGCUCGCUUUGCGAUGCCAUAUCUAUUCUAUUUCUUUCGAUAGUUGUUAUUCUUUUUUUCGAUGAAAAUAAUUUGACAAUUUAUACAAUAAAAUUGGAAUCUCAGUCAAAUUAACUAGCAAUAAAAUUUAAGCUA
Molecule: messenger RNA, 7018 nt
Organism: Monomorium pharaonis (pharaoh ant)
Lineage: Eukaryota; Metazoa; Arthropoda; Insecta; Hymenoptera; Formicidae
Gene: gek
Product: serine/threonine-protein kinase Genghis Khan
Exons: 27
Coding region: 722-6115 (1797 amino acids)
Biological process (GO): actomyosin structure organization; peptidyl-threonine phosphorylation
Cellular component (GO): cytoskeleton; cytoplasm
Molecular function (GO): ATP binding; protein serine/threonine kinase activity
Source: RefSeq, a predicted model, not a curated record